Molecule: messenger RNA, 600 nt
Organism: Hemiscyllium ocellatum (epaulette shark)
Lineage: Eukaryota; Metazoa; Chordata; Chondrichthyes; Orectolobiformes; Hemiscylliidae
Gene: tagln3b
Product: transgelin 3b
Exons: 4
Coding region: 1-600 (199 amino acids)
Molecular function (GO): protein binding
Source: RefSeq, a predicted model, not a curated record
AUGGCCAAUAGAGGACCGAGCUAUGGCCUGAGCAGAGAGGUUGAGCAAAAGAUUGAACAGAAAUAUGAUUCUGAAUUAGAAGAACGGUUAGUAGAUUGGAUCAUUGCACAAUGUGGUGGGAAUGUGAAUCGUCCAGAUGCUGGAAAAGUGCACUUUCAGAAGUGGCUGAUGAAUGGUGCUUUAUUAUGUAAAGUUAUAAAUAGCCUUUAUCCAAAAGAUGAAGAGCCAAUUAAAAAAGUUCAGGAAUCCAAAAUGGCCUUUAAACAGAUGGAACAGAUUUCUCAAUUCCUGAAGGCUGCUGAAGCUUAUGGUGUUGCAACAAUGGAUAUCUUCCAGACUGUAGACUUGUGGGAAGGAAAGGAUUUGGCUGCAGUUCAAAGAACUCUAAUGGCUUUGGGUAGUGUAGCAGUUACUAAAGACGAUGGAUAUUAUCGUGGUGAUCCUAACUGGUUCCACAAGAAAGCUCAGGGUAACAAGCGAGCAUUUUCUGAUGAACAGCUACGAAAGGGGCAAAGUGUUAUAGGUUUGCAGAUGGGAAGCAACAAAGGAGCCUCACAGUCUGGUAUGACUGGUUAUGGCACGCCUCGUCAGAUCAUGUGA